AGACUUCUAAUGUUUCUGAAUGUAUACCUGAAAAUCCUCAUUCUACAAAACCAGAGACUUCUAAUGUUUCUGAAUGUAUACCUGAAAAUCCUCAUUCUACAAAAUCAGAGACCUCUGAUGUUUCUGAAAGCAUACCUGAAAAUACAUCGUCCAUUCCUCCGUUAACAUACAUUACCAUAUCUAAUGCCACAAAUGAGCAUUCAAAUUAG
Molecule: messenger RNA, 209 nt
Organism: Racocetra fulgida
Lineage: Eukaryota; Fungi; Glomeromycota; Glomeromycetes; Diversisporales; Gigasporaceae
Source: the annotation of a GenBank genome assembly